UCAAACCGCCCCUGCUCUCUCUUCUCUCCCUCAGCGUCGCUACCGGCUCGACGCCACACAGCACCUCACAGCGUGCGUCCGUAGGCAGAAUAUAGCCGCUCUCCUUCCUUGUGAUUCAAGUUAAAAGAUGCGCUUUGGAUGGCGAUCCGUCUCUUGAAGGGUCGAGAGGUGUAGAGUGUGGAAACGGUGCAAGAACACACUUACCGUAAUUUUUUUUUGUCUUGUGCAAAGUGCUGUUUCACCAUUUGGUCGGUGGUCGUCUCGGUUCCCGGAGGAGCGUUGGACAGCACCUGCACCGAGGCGCAAGAUUUCGCUCACAUUCCAGAGGAUUGCACCGUUAAAGAUACUCCUUGGGUUGUUUGAUGAGGUUCAUGAUGACACGUCCUCAGUGUGCAGCUGCCCGGCGGCUCUUCUCCACUCUGACGCUUCUGCUGCUCCUUGGCCUUGGCAGCGCCUCCUCCAUCGUCAACAUGCGCCGGAUCACCCACCCCACGGUGCAGGGCAGCCUGGCCGGCCGGGCCCUGCUCCCCUGUGUGUUCCCCCCCCAGGACCCCGGCGCCGGCCCCCCGCCCCCGCCCCACAUCCUGUGGACCGUCACCCGGCCGCCCGCCGGGGGCCGCGGGGCCCCUGAGGAGCUGACCGUCCUGUCGGCCAGGGGUGAUGUCAUCAAGGUGAACAAAGCCUUCGCCGGCCGCGUCAGCCUCCCAGAAUACUUGGCCGACCCUCUGAACGCUACCAUGGCGAUGGACCGUCUCCGCACCAACGACUCAGGCACUUACCACUGUCAGGUUGUCAUGGGAAACGACUACGAGAGAGACACGGUGCCCCUGGUGGUAUCUGGGGUGGUGUUCCACUACAAGGCGCUCGCCGCCCGCUACACCCUGACCUUCGCCGACGCCCAGCUGGCCUGCCAGGAGAACUCCGCCCAGAUGGCCACGCCGGCUCAGCUGUGGGCCGCCUUCGACGACGGCUUCACGAGCUGCGCCGCCGGCUGGCUGUCGGACCAAAGCGUCCGCUACUCUGUUCAGAUGCCGGAGCUCGGUUGCUAUGGACACAAGGAGUUUGCUGCCGGAGUGAGAAAUUAUGGAAAGAGGGACCCCAAGGAACUGUUCGACGUGUACUGUUUCGCCAGGGAGCUGGACGGGGAGGUGUUCCACUCCUCGGUCCCAGGCCGGCUGUCCCUGACCUCGGCCUCCGACCGCUGCGUGUCUCUGGGGGGCCAGCUGGCCACCGUGGGGCAGCUCUACCUGGCCUGGAAGGCCGGCCUGGACAGCUGCGCCCCGGGCUGGCUGUCGGACGGCAGCGUGCGCUACCCCGUGAGCUGGCCCCGCCCCGAGUGCGGCGGCGACCUGCCCGGCGUGCGCACGGUGGCGUCCAACGCGUCAUCGGAGGAGAACGCCACGGCGGCGCUCUACGACGCCUACUGCUACAGAGGCAACGGGAAGAUCAAAGGCUCCAUCUCUAAGAUCUUCACCUCCAUGUGGAAGCCCUGGAGUUACCUGGAGGGGUCCAGAGACGGGGGCCCCUCCAAGGCAGAGGGGGCUGACCGCACCACCGACGGCCCCACCACAUAUAAAGACAUCCAGACAGCUUCCAUUGGUGGUCAGGACCUGUCCCCCUCCAACUGGACCGGCUUGGUGGACUUAGAAGACGAGGCCAUCCACAGUGGAGAAGCUUCUUCAGACCCCUGGCCCUCAGAGUCCACAGAGCAGUAUGUGACGCUGAACAUCAGCCCAGGGCAGACCAGCUUCGACUGGGGAGACCCCAUGGAGCAGAGGAUGGACUCUGACAUGUUCCUGAGACCCCAAGCCCUUGGCACCACCUACCUGCCCCCCACUUCUACCGGGAAGAAGGUGAUCGCUGGGAUUGUGAAGUCCAUCUGGAAGCCGUGGGGCUACCUCUCUGGGCUGGACGAGGAUGAAGAGAGGAGCCCGGCGCCCCCCAGCGCAGCCCCCGAGACAGAGCCGACGACCCAGAACCAGGAGGAGAGGCAGGCAGAGGUGGGGUCGACCACAGCCAGCUCGGCGUCUCCAGGUGUGUUCUCCUGGGAGUCCUGGUUUGGCGUCACCUCAAAGGAGAAUUCUGAGACCAAAAACAAAUCCGCCAUUAGUCAGCCGUCCUCAGCCUCCACCGACCCAGCUCUGACUACCGAACGCCCCGCCGACACCGAGGGGAACGCAGAGCAGACCCAGACACCCACCACCUCCAGCUCUACUGCUGAAACAGAGCCCGUCACCAGAGGGGGAGCCUGGGUCAUGGUGUCCUCCUCCUCCUCCUCCUCCUCCUCCUCCUCCUCCCAGGCAACGUCCUCCACCCAGCCUGGGGACCGGAGGACGGAGACGGCGACCUCCAAGGCCGGCAGAGGUCGUGGGAGGGGGAAGAAGAGGGGGGAGGACAGGGGGAGAGGAGGCGACAAGAGCAGAGGGGGAGAGGAGGAGGGGAGCGGGGAGGCGGCCGGCUCCGAGGCCAAAGGAGAGGUGCAGUUCACCCGUCGUCUGGCUGGAACCAGUAAGCCGAGGGAGAGGUCCAGAGAGAGGUCCAGAGAGAGGGGGCACCGGAGAGGGCAGACCACCACCACCACCACCACCACCACCACCAGCCCGACCGCUGCAACGAGUACUUCUCAGUCCGUGGAGAACGGGUCGGAGAGAAUGGACUCCGGAUCCAUGUCCCCAUCUGCUUUAUCGGCGUCCGUUGCACUGUACAACACAGACUCUGGAACCACGUACCAAGGUCAAAAGCUGUCCCCGAACACACCACCGUCAGCAAUGCCCUCCUCAUCUUCCUCCUCCUCCUCCUCCUCCUCCUCCUCAUCCCUCUCUCCAUCCCCAUCCCAGACCCAGGCGUCUUCGUCAUCCUCCUCCUCCUCUUCCUCCUCCACUGCACCCACAUCUCCCUCGUCGUCCCCGUCCUCUUCUUCAACCCUUCUGCCCACCGAGUCGACGAGCCGUUACCCAGCUCCAUCCCUGGCUCCUGCGUCCCCGUCCGAACCCCCGUUCGGUUCCCCCACCUCCGCCCCGCCCUCCCCCCAGUCUCCGUCCCGCUCCUUGCUGCCGUCCCUGUUUGAAUCCCUGUCGUCGUUCCUGACCCCGUCCCUGCCCCAAGCCUCUUCCGAGGCCGAGGGGGGCGAGACAGGGGGGGCGUCCCCGGCGUCCCCAGACCCCCAGGACACCUCCAGGGACAGCUCCACGCCUCCCCUCCACUGGGCCCCCCCGGGGCCGGGGUAUCCCCAGGGGGUGGAGCAGGGCUCCCUGUACUACCCGCCCCCCGUGGAGGAGGAGGAGCCCGCCUGGUCCCGCUCCCUGGGGUCCGGGGCCCUGCUACCUGGGAACAUGGAGGAGGACGUGGGUGGAGUCAACCUCACCAGCACCCCCACCGCCUCAGCAGGGGAGCAGCAGCCGUGCGUGACCAACCCCUGUCUCCACGGAGGGAGGUGCCUGCCUCAGGGCCGGGGCUACAGCUGCUACUGUCCACAAGGGUACACCGGGGAGAACUGUGAGAUCGAUGUGGACGAUUGCCAGUCAGACCCUUGCGAGAACGGAGGAACCUGCAUCGACAAAAUUGAUUCAUUCGUUUGCCUUUGUCUGCCGAGCUAUGAAGGGGAGAUGUGUGAAAAAGACAUCGAGGGCUGUGAGCACGGCUGGCAGAAGUUCCAUGGCCACUGCUACAGGUACUUCACCCACAGACACACCUGGGAGGACGCGGAGAAGGACUGCCGAGAGCACAGCGCUCACCUCAGCAGCGUCACCUCCUCCACCGAGCAGGACUUCAUCAACGGUCUGGGUCAUGACAAUGCCUGGAUCGGCCUGAACGACCGCACCGUCGAGGAAGACUUCCAGUGGACUGACAGCAACGACCUGGUGUACGAGAACUGGAGGGAGAGCCAGCCAGACAACUUCUUUGCAGGCGGGGAGGACUGCGUGGUGACCAUCGCCCAUGAGGACGGCAAGUGGAACGACGUGCCCUGCAACUACAACCUGCCCUACAUCUGCAAGAAGGGAACAGUGUUGUGUGGAGCUCCGCCUACGGUGGAGAACGCCCAUUUGAUUGGCCGCAGAAGGUCCCACUACGAUAUCCACUCAGUGGUGCGCUACCAGUGCUCCGAGGGCUUUUACCAGCGCCAUAUUCCCACCACUCGUUGCCGUGCCGACGGCGACUGGGAGCGUCCCAAGAUCAUCUGCACAAAGUCCCGAAGGUCCCACCGCUACAGACGCCACCACCGCCAGCACAGAGAGCGCCGCAGCCACCGACGGCACGGCGCGGAGGGACACAGAGCCCGAGAGGACGCCCACGACCACUACUGAACCCAGGCGUCACCGGCCUGCCCCCCACCACCACCCCCCGCCCUCCAACCACUUACCAACCGCCACCCAUAAAGAAAGACAAUUCGUCCUAGUAUAACAUCCUAAUGGUUCCAUUCACACAUCUAACACGUUUCAGAGAAGAGGAAUCCCAGGAUUCCUCUUGUUUAUCGCUGACCAUCCUGCUCGCUGUUCCUCUUAACACCUCCCCCACCCCCCCCCCGCUGCUCCUCCUAACGAUAGCCGACUGAGAUAAGGUAUUUUGGAGGGGGUUCCCUGCCUCCCACCCGCUGGUCCACAUGAACACUAAACUGUUGAAUCUACCGUUUUAAUGCACCAUGAUGUCUAAUAAUCCGAUCCAUCCUAAACAUGUCCAUGACUAACCACCCGUCCCCCUCUGAAGCUGGUGAGUCUCGUGCGCUUGCCUGUGCGUGUGUGCAUGUCAAGAGGAGAUGGUGAGAGCGGUUUAGUGGGUGUUUUAUUUUGACGUUUUAAGUUGACUUAUUCUUAACGGGAGAAAAAAAUAAAGAUAUUCAUCCUAGCAAAGCACACAGAUGUAUUCGAUGCAAGAUGGCUUACGGUUCCCAUAACCCUUUCUUGAGAUUUUCGUACGUGUCGUAAUGGUUCUUUUGUUUUCAUUGAACGCCUGAAUAGCUAGCUUUAUCCUUAGUAUAUGUUUUUCUAACAUUUGCUAUAUAUUUGUUUACUUUGUGCAAUGUAUUUAUUAUUAACCGUUUGCUAGUUGAUAGGUUUUUAUACAUAUAAUUAAGAGUUUAAUAUUUGAUACACCGCUACACCAUUCAUACGGUCAAUAAGUAACAACACAGAUCAUUUAAUUUCUACUGAUUUGUUUCCUGUACAUAUUGUUAUCUAUUUCAGCUAACAGUUUUUCAUCACUGCAAGCACUCAACUGAAUUAGACGAUUUGACAAUAUGGCUUAGUUCUCGAGUACAUUAACAAAUUCCCAAGAUAACUGCUGACUGAUCAGAAAAGCUGGACACAAAGCACUUCACUUGUUGAACGGCUAGAUUGACAUGAUAGGUAAGGUGCCCAGACUGUUGCUCCGGUCCCUUUGAUAAAAGGAUCACAACUUCUACUUUUUUGGUGUUCUUAUGAUUUAUUUUGUCCCGCUGUUGUGUUUCAUUCUUAAUAAAGAUGGAAAAACCAAGA
Molecule: messenger RNA, 5471 nt
Organism: Gadus morhua (Atlantic cod)
Lineage: Eukaryota; Metazoa; Chordata; Actinopteri; Gadiformes; Gadidae
Product: neurocan core protein
Exons: 20
Coding region: 363-4304 (1313 amino acids)
Biological process (GO): positive regulation of neuroblast proliferation; cell adhesion; glial cell differentiation
Cellular component (GO): synapse; perineuronal net
Molecular function (GO): hyaluronic acid binding; calcium ion binding
Source: RefSeq, a predicted model, not a curated record